AUGAGCGGGCUGAGAGUACGACGAAUCAAAAACGUCACCGGAGGAAGAGCUGCAGAGCAAUGUCUCUGUGGCAACUCAACUCUCUCGGGCCUUGCUGAAGAUGACAAAGCUGUUAUUAGGCUCAAGGCUACGGAUCUGACACUUGGCCUUCCUGGAUCACGAUCUCCUGUUAGAGACACGGAUCUCCACUUACUGAGCUAUGCAAAGCUCGAUGAGAGGCCCUUCUUGCCUUUGGUUCCUUUGAAAGAUGAGAUUAGCCCCUCUUCGUCUCUGAAGAACAUUGCCUCGGGGAACAAAAGUUCAGUUUAUACUGAGAAAAACUGGAUGUUUCCUGAAGGGGUAGCUAACCAAUAUGGCAUAGAUCUUGGUUGGCCUCCAGUGAGAUCUUUCAGGAAGAACACAUUGGCGACCACGUGUAACAACAUUGAUGAAGUUGAUGGGUAG
This is a messenger RNA of Brassica oleracea var. oleracea, 444 nucleotides long. Its product is annotated as auxin-responsive protein IAA9-like. The transcript is spliced from 3 exons. The coding region runs from base 1 to 444 and encodes 147 amino acids. The record is from RefSeq and is a predicted model, not a curated record. NCBI's taxonomy places the organism in Eukaryota, Viridiplantae, Streptophyta, Magnoliopsida, Brassicales, Brassicaceae.